CAGCACUAUGCUCCAGGAUGGUAUGUAGCGGAAAUGCACCUCAACGUUGGAUGCUACCAUUAAAUAGAAAGAAGAAGAAGAAGAACAGGAAGCAGCGCGUGACAUUAGCUUCAUAUACAUCAUGGAUAGGCCACAGUCCCUGCUCAUUCGCAGUUGAAGUGUUUACAGAUCUAUGACGUUUUCUGGUGCACGCUCCUGAACCAGAAGUGCAGUUUGUGUUCCAUUCUCUGCAUCGUAUGCGGCGAAUGUAAUUUAUGAAGUCAUUCGAACAAUUUAACGGGUUGUGUUUAAUGCCAGGCAUUAGUCUCUAUUUAAGUAGACAUAGUUUGCGGGAGAAACCAGAGUGUUUGUCUUUCGGACAAUAAAGCUAUCUUAACUGUGGCAUUCUUGUUUUGCUUGGCUGCUGUUGACAAGUCUAAAGUUCAUCAGUGCAGGCUGAAUUAAAAAAAUACACUGACUGAGAUUCAUUGGCAUCCUAUUUGAAAACAUUCCCUCACAGCUGUCUCAGUAAUGAACCAGGGAAAGCUUCAAGCCCAGACUGAAGAAUGGCAAGGUUUAGGCGCAAAUCUUGCAUCACAUUAAUUGCUUUGGUGUUGCUUGUACUCAUCAUAAUAGUGGUCUUGAAGGCACUGACACCAGAUGACUCUCCGGCCAGCGGCCCUGUAGCUGUUGGACUGAUUCUGGACAGAAAGAAGGACAUUCUGAUCCAGAGGCAAAACAACGAUAAACCUGACAAGAUCAAAAUUAAUGAUUCUUUUAAAUCAGACAAAGAUGCAGAACUGGAAGCUACACUGAAGAAGUUUCCUCCUCCAAACUACUACCUCCAUGCCUUCUACUAUGUAUGGUAUGGGAACCCCAAGUUUGAUGGGAAAUAUAUUCACUGGGACCACCUGCAGUUGCCACACUGGGACUCUAAAGUGGCUCAGGGGUAUCCACAAGGGAGACACAGCCCACCUGAUGACAUUGGGUCCAAUUUCUACCCCCUUUUAGGGGCUUACAGUUCCAAGGACCCCUCCAUUAUAGAAGCUCAUAUGCAGCAGCUACGUACAGCAGCUAUUGGUGUCAUUGCUGUUUCCUGGUAUCCCCCUAAUUUGAAGGAUGACAACGGUGAGCCAGUGGAUGACAUUGUACCUUUACUGCUGGAAGUGGCACAUAAAUACCAAAUUAAGGUAGCUUUUCACAUUGAACCAUACAGAGGAAGAGAUGAAGCCACCAUGUUCUCUAAUGUUAAGUUUAUCAUUGAGAAAUACGGAAGCCACCCUGCUUUCUUCAGGUACCAGACAAACACUGGCAAGCUGCUUCCACUCUUCUAUGUGUAUGACUCAUAUCUGAUGAACUUGGAGCAGUGGGCCAAGCUGCUAAAACACACAGAGAGUAAUAGCAUCAGGGAUACCCCGUAUGACGCCAUCUUCAUCGCCCUGCUGGUGGAAGAGAAACAUAAGAGGGACAUUGUGACAGCAGGAUUUGAUGGUGUCUAUACCUACUUUGCUACUAAUGGGUUCUCCUAUGGGUCCACUCAGCGCAACUGGGACUCUAUUAAAGCAUUCUGCGAAGAUAACAACUUGUUAUUCAUCCCAAGCGUGGGGCCAGGAUAUAUUGACACAAGUAUUCGACCCUGGAACUUCCAAAACACUCGAAACCGCAUCAAUGGCAGAUACUAUGAAACCUCGCUGACUGCUGCUUUAGAAGCCAGGCCUGAUUUUAUCUCUAUAACCUCCUUUAAUGAAUGGCACGAGGGGACUCAGAUUGAAAUGGCAAUUCCCAAAACAGGCCAGACUGCAUAUCUGGACUACUUGCCCAACAAACCUGCAAUCUACCUGGAGAUAACACGCAAAUGGGCUGCAAUAUUUGGUGGCGAGAGACGGAAGUGGCAGGAGUAGUCUAAGAAUCAUAGUGAAUCUUUAUUAUUUAUGAGAUGACAACUAAAUGAAGUUCUAGUUGCACAACAAAAUGCCAAUGAUGAAUAAUUGUGUUAGAAAAACCAAAUGACUUGCAAAACCACAGGCAAGUGAACUACUUCAUUACCUUUCUUUGCCUGUAGUGUAUGUUAUUCUUUACACUUGGGUAAAUUGUUUUUAAUUUCAUCUGAUGUCAUAUUACGUCUUGUUUACACAGAUUCAUAACCUAAUCAGCAUGUUUUAUUUUUGU
Molecule: messenger RNA, 2148 nt
Organism: Monopterus albus (swamp eel)
Lineage: Eukaryota; Metazoa; Chordata; Actinopteri; Synbranchiformes; Synbranchidae
Gene: manea
Product: mannosidase, endo-alpha
Exons: 5
Coding region: 546-1880 (444 amino acids)
Cellular component (GO): Golgi membrane
Molecular function (GO): alpha-mannosidase activity
Source: RefSeq, a predicted model, not a curated record